Molecule: messenger RNA, 2574 nt
Organism: Trichomycterus rosablanca
Lineage: Eukaryota; Metazoa; Chordata; Actinopteri; Siluriformes; Trichomycteridae
Product: L-threonine 3-dehydrogenase, mitochondrial-like
Exons: 8
Coding region: 1-1119 (372 amino acids)
Biological process (GO): L-threonine catabolic process
Molecular function (GO): L-threonine 3-dehydrogenase activity
Source: RefSeq, a predicted model, not a curated record
AUGCCUGUUGUCAGAUCAGUCCAUACAGCGGCGCAGCUCUUUCUAACUCCAGCAUUGGGAUGUAAACCUAUGUCUCUCAUCACAAGGUGCAUCAGCUUCUCACCUCGCCAAGUCACCUCCGAUGCCAAUUUUCACUCCGUCUCCUUCUCUGAGACUGACCAUCCUAGGGUCCUCAUCACAGGUGGACUGGGACAGCUGGGAGUGGGCCUCGCCAACCUACUCAGAAAACAAUUUGGAAACAGCAAUGUAAUUCUUUCUGAUAUUAGAAAGCCCCCGAAUCAUGUUUACCACAGUGGUCCGUUUAUCUAUGCUGAUGUAUUGGACUACAAGAAUUUACGAGAGAUUGUCGUGAACAAUCGGAUUACCUGGCUGGUGCAUUACAGUGCUCUUUUGAGUGCAGUGGGUGAGGCUAACGUGACUCUUGCUCGAGAUGUCAACAUCACUGGAUUGCACAAUAUCCUUGACAUUGCUGCAGAGCAUGGGGUUCGGCUGUUUGUUCCUAGCACGAACGGAGCCUUUGGAUCCACGUCGCCUCGCAACCCCACUCCAGACCUUUGCAUCCAGCGGCCAAGAACAAUUCACGGGGUGUCCAAAGUUCACGCUGAGCUGAUGGGAGAGUAUUAUCACCACAAAUAUGGUCUUGACUUCCGUUGUUUGAGGUAUCCGGCCAUCAUCUCGGCUGACUCUCAGCCAGGAGGUGGAACAACAGACUAUGCUGUCCAGAUCUUUCACGAUGCUAUAAAAACAGGUACGUUUGUGUGCAACCUGAAGCCAGACACACGCCUUCCUAUGAUGUUUAUCGACGACUGUCUGAGAGCAACGCUGGAGGUAAUGGAGACCCCUGCUAAGAAGCUCAGCAUGCGCACCUAUAACAUCAACGCAAUGAGCUUUACUCCUGAAGAGCUUGCUCAGGAGGUGCGGAAACAUCUGCCUGACCUGCGUGUCAUUUAUGACAUUGACCCGGUUCGACAGUCAAUUGCUGACAGCUGGCCCAUGAACUUUGAUGACACCAAUGCGAGAAAAGAUUGGGGCUGGAAGCAGGAAUACGACCUACCAAAGCUUGUCCAAACCAUGCUAAACUCCAUCAUCUCAGAGUCAAGAGUUAAGAAUGCUAACUGAAUACCACCACCUAGUCGGUUUAUAACAAUUACAGCCCAGGCAGGUUUCCCCAUUGUAGAUUAUUAGUAAAAUCUCUGCAGUACACUAGAUUCCGACCAAAGAAACAGUGCAGCUGUGUGAUGCCUGGCUUGCUCUUUUGUUUAUAUGUCUGUCAAACUUCCUGAAGCUUUGUGUGCUUAGAUUGGCUUUGCUAAGUAGAACAGUUAAAUGAGGAAAAGACAUGCUAAAUUCAUUAGUAUUCUGGCCCUCCAAGUCUGGCGUCUGUAACCCCUGGUUAAAGAUUUGUAUGCAAUUUUCCUUUAUUUACUCCCAAUCAAAUCUUUUGCUACCUUUACUGCUGCUGACCUCCACUCCUGACCGAGGGGGUUCACAUCACUAUGACACGUGUGCAGCAGUAGACUGCUUCUUUUUCACCUGCACGAGGAGACUUCAUAUGAAGAUCUGUAUCAUACACAGAGAGCCACACAUACUGUAUCUGUGCAGGUGCUGUUGAUCCGCCAGCAGAGAUCAUAACUGCAGCAGUCAUGAAGAAUCCCCUCAGGCCUUCCCACUCUCAAACCAGCCAAUCAUUGUCCGUACAGGCUCCCGGCCUGCUGGUAGCUGAGAUUCAAACUCACGAGUGUCAGCUCUAGUGUGCUAGUGUGUUUUACCACUGUGCCACCUAAGUGCCCAGUUUCAGUAAAAUAUUACCAAAAGGCUUUAUACUAUGGGGGAGAUGAUACAUGACCUUUUGAAUGUGGACUGGCAGGGUAUGUUACAUAGUUUCAUGCUACAAACAUAGUUUGUUUUAGGAUUUUACCUAGAUCUGCAACUAGUGCUUCAUAAAUCGGCGAACUGAACAAAUUAGAUAAACAAUAUUUUCCAUUCCAAACUAUAAAAUAUAGUGAGCUUGUACUGUAUAUGUGGAAAAUUGUUGUGCUUUAAUAUACAUCAGUUAGAUACAGGGUCAGAUGUUUUAAUUCUGCACACAUUCCAAUUGCCAUUUUUUUUAUAGUGGCAUUGACACCAAUAAAAUGAAAUUUCAAACAAUAAAAAAUUCCUAGCAUGGAUUUGCAAAGUUUUAAUACCUCAACUUUUUUUGUGACAUACUGUCACCUUUAUCCUUGAAAUAAACUUGAAUAUUUGAAAAAAAAAUUUACUUUAAAACUUUUAGCUGUCAGUUUGCUUUACUAUGUACAUUAGAAACAGUGUACUUGUGGAGCCAGCUUUAAUCUUGCUACUGUAACCACAAUUUUCCAUUCAUUGCUAUUUAUUUGAUCAUGUGUGCAUUCCAGGACAAAAUAUGCAGUGUUAGACUGUAUAGUAGGAAUAACCUUAUAAAAUCUGGUGCUAUUGCUAGAAAAGCUAUAUAGUUUUGCACAGCUCUUUGACCUACCACAUUUGGAAUUUGAAUAUAUUUUUGUAAACAAUAUGUGUGUUUUUGAAGGAUAUUUUCAUUAAAGAUCUGUACUCUGA